Caenorhabditis remanei is the source of this 684-nucleotide messenger RNA. RefSeq lists its product as uncharacterized. The record is from RefSeq and is a predicted model, not a curated record. NCBI's taxonomy places the organism in Eukaryota, Metazoa, Nematoda, Chromadorea, Rhabditida, Rhabditidae. The coding region runs from base 1 to 684 and encodes 227 amino acids. The transcript is spliced from 4 exons.
AUGAACUCCUAUUUUGAAGCAAAUAGGUUGAUUGAGGAGCUUUCACUGACGGUACCAACAGAGCGGUGGCUUCAAAUCGUCAAAAUGAUUGAAAACCGAGAUCUUGACGGUCUCAACCAAUUGAGAAACUCGAUAAAAAAGGCGUCUUCAACAACCUUAUCUCUAGAUCCAGACGCUUCGAACUCUAAAAAAGAAUUCCAGGGAACUCGUGGAACUCCGUUUUCAACUGCAUCAACUACAAUGAUUGAGAAAACAAAGGAAGGUAGACAUCAAAUAACCUCGGAUGUGGAACAGACUUCAAUCAUUAAUUUCUCUACCACUCCGUUGUUCUUCAAAGUGGUUGCCAUGACAAUUAUCAUCACGUUCAUCAUUGUUCUUCUCAUUCUUUUUGUCUUGGCGUUCAAAUUCAUGUCCAGCUAUCCAGCAGUUCGACGAGAUGUCAAGCCAACAUUGGUCGGAUCAAUCAAAGUUGCCACAGUUGAUCUGAAAAAUCCACGUAUCCUUGCUGACAGAGAGUUCACUACUCUUAUUUUUCAUUCGGUAUGUGCACUUUUAAAACGUGAUCAAAAAUAUCAAUCUGUUUACUGGCUGAUUAAUGAAUUCUACUUCUCUAUAAAAUGUUUAUACAAUAAAAAUAAUUUUCUAGUUGCCGUGAAACCAGUAUUUGAUAAGCUCCUUUGUUAA